Messenger RNA from Molossus molossus (Pallas's mastiff bat), 2574 nucleotides. It is a transcript of the gene SLC9A4, whose product is annotated as solute carrier family 9 member A4. The coding region runs from base 1 to 2574 and encodes 857 amino acids. Lineage: Eukaryota; Metazoa; Chordata; Mammalia; Chiroptera; Molossidae. The transcript is spliced from 15 exons. Gene Ontology annotation, cellular component: membrane. Gene Ontology annotation, biological process: proton transmembrane transport; sodium ion transport; regulation of pH. Gene Ontology annotation, molecular function: sodium:proton antiporter activity. The record is from RefSeq and is a predicted model, not a curated record.
AUGGCUUUUCAGGUGUCCGUGCUUUUUCGUCCUUGGAAUUGGUUGCUGUUGCUAGCAGUCCUCACGUGUUCUGAAGCAACUUCUGAUUUUAACAAGCCCACAAGUGCCAGUGCCCAGCAUGAACCUGGCAUUCGGUUUGCUGCUGCCAGCUCAGAGCUGGACGAGAGGAUAACUGUUUUUGCACUGGAUUAUGACUAUGUGCAGAUUCCUUAUGAGGUCACCCUCUGGAUACUUCUAGCAUCCCUUGCCAAAAUUGGCUUCCACCUGACCCGCAGGCUGCCCCGCCUCGUGCCGGAAAGCUGCCUCCUCAUCCUUGUCGGGGCGCUGGUGGGCGCCAUCAUUUACGGCACUGACCACAAGUCGCCCCCAGUCAUGGAUUCGAGCAUUUACUUCUUGUACCUCCUUCCACCCAUCGUCCUGGAAGGCGGCUACUUCAUGCCCACCCGGCCCUUCUUCGAGAACAUCGGCUCCAUCCUGUGGUGGGCAGGCGUGGGGGCCCUGGUCAACGCCUUUGGCAUCGGCCUCUCCCUCUACCUCGUCUGCCAGAUCCGGGCCUUCGGCCUCGGCGACGUCAACCUGCUCCAGAGCCUGCUGUUCGGCAGCCUGAUCUCCGCCGUGGACCCGGUGGCCGUGCUGGCCGUGUUCGAGCAGGCGCGCGUGAACGAGCCGCUGUGCAUGAUGAUCUUCGGGGAGGCGCUGCUCAACGACGGCAUCAGUGUGGUCUUAUACAAUAUAUUAAUUGCCUUCACAAAGAUGCACAAAUUUGAAAGCAUAGAGCCUGUUGACAUUUUGGCUGGAUGUGCCCGAUUCGUUGUUGUGGGGGUUGGGGGAGUACUUUUCGGCAUUAUUUUUGGAUUCAUUUCUGCAUUCAUCACACGUUUCACUCAGAAUAUCUCUGCAAUUGAACCGCUCAUCGUCUUCAUGUUCAGCUACCUGUCCUACUUAGCUGCGGAGACUCUCUAUCUCUCUGGCAUUCUGGCAAUCACGGCCUGUGCAGUGACGAUGAAAAAGUACGUGGAAGAAAACGUGUCCCAGACAUCCUACACGACCAUCAAGUACUUCAUGAAGAUGCUGAGCAGUGUCAGCGAGACCCUGAUCUUCAUCUUCAUGGGCGUGUCCACCGUCGGGAAGAACCACGAGUGGAACUGGGCCUUCGUGUGCUUCACCCUGGCCUUCUGCCAGAUCUGGAGAGCCCUCAGCGUGCUUGCUCUCUUCUACAUCAGUAACCAGUUCCGGACUUCCCCCUUCUCCGCCAAGGACCAGUGCAUCGUUUUCUACAGCGGCGUUCGAGGAGCUGGGAGUUUUUCUCUGGCAUUUUUGCUUCCUCUGUCUCUUUUUCCCAGGAAGAAAAUGUUUGUCACUGCUACUCUAGUGGUUAUAUAUUUUACUGUCUUUAUUCAGGGAAUCACAAUUGGCCCUCUGGUCAGGUACCUGGAUGUUAAAAAAACUAAUAAAAAAGAAUCCAUCAACGAAGAGCUUCACAUUCGUCUGAUGGAUCACCUGAAGGCGGGAAUUGAAGAUGUGUGUGGGCAAUGGAGCCACUACCAAGUGAGAGACAAGUUCAAGAAGUUUGAUCAUAGAUAUUUACGGAAAAUCCUAAUUCGAAAGAACCUGCCAAAAUCAAGCAUUGUUUCUUUGUACAAGAAGCUGGAAAUGAAACAAACUCUCGAGAUGGUGGAGACGGGGAUGCUAAGUCCCCUGACCUUUUCUGCGCCCCACCAGGCCCAGAGGACAGAAGGAAUCAAAAGGCUUUCCCCUGAAGAUGUGGAGUCCAUGAGGGACAUUCUGACACGCAACAUGUACCAAGUUCGACAGCGGACACUGUCCUACAACAAGUACAGCCUCAAACCCCAAGCAGUUGAGGAGCAAGCUAAAGAGAUACUGAUCCGCCGCCGGAACACCUUCCGGGAGAGCGUGGGCAGAGGCCACAGCCUGCCGCGGGCACAGCCGCCUGGCACCAAGAACAUCCGCUACCUCUCCUUCCCUUGCAGCGGCCCGCAGCCAGCCUGGGGAGCGCAGGGGCCCGCGGAGCUCACAGAUGCGGACAGCAGUGACUCGGAGCUCUCGUCCAUCAUGUCCCGCGCACACCCUCGAGCAAGAUCGCUUCGAGAGAGGCAGCUGGCUCCGCAGAUAAUCAGCAUGAAGAGUGUGAACAGAGGAGGGAAGCCACCCAACUCUGGCUACCAAAGAAGUGCGAGCCAAGAGGAGCACGUGGGCGGAGGCGGCAGGGCGGCCUCAGGGCCCAAAGGGCGGUUUCACCCCGUGGACGAGGAAGCCUUCAUGGAGUUGCUUUCCCUGAGGCCUUUGUUCACCUGGACAUGUCUGCGAAGCAGCCCUGGAGCUCUUGCUAAAGUGUGCUCUGUCUUCCUUCCUCGUGACUCGCGGAUCGGUCAGGGUAAAACAGGUGCCGAGGAAGGCUUGCGGGUGUUGCUUUCGCGCAAUGAGGUUUUCGAGCAGCCUAGAUGUGAUGCCAUGGGCACCGUUCUUAUCUUUGAUCAGUUGCUAAAGGAGAAACCCUGGCCACUGGCUGCAGAGGGGAUCCGCUAUGACAGUGUCCCCUGGACACUUUAUUAA